AUGACAUCAAUUUAUGUUUAUAAAAAUGUCCAUUUUAGAAAAGAAGAAGAAGGAGUGCCAGGAGAGUUUGGUAAGGUGUGCCACAUCAAAAAACAGCGUAGGAAAAGGCAAAAGCUCCUCAUUAUAGAUCUCUUCUUUGACUUCGCAAAGAACACCACGCUUCAUGGUCUUCGGUACAUCACUGAAGUUGGGCUCACCGUUAUUGAGAAAGUGUUUUGGGUCCUCACAUUCCUGGUCAGUGUGAUCCUGUGCUUCAUCCUGAUCGAACGAGUCUGGCACAAGUGGUGGUACAGCCCUGUCAUCGUGUCGUUUAACGAGAAAAUGGUACCUGUUGGAGAGGUACCUUUUCCAUCAAUAACCAUAUGCCCGCAAUGGAAAUGUAAAACGUCAGCCUAUAACUAUACGGACAAAAGGAUUAAAUAUCGCCGAGGCAGACCUAAAAAUAUGAGCGAAAUCGAUGUCGAGACUUAUAACAACGAGAGGAUUUUACUAGAGGAUGCUUAUUUAGUAUGUGAAAAAUUCCAUUGGGAUUUAACGAAACGUACACGAACGAAUACAUCUCUUGUAGAUCAUUUAAUAAGAAUGGCGCCUAAGCUAGAUGAAGCAAUGGCUUCAUGUCGAUGGAGAGGUACUUACAGAUCAUGUAAACGAUACUUCACUGAAGUAUUGACUCGUGAAGGAGUUUGUUUCAACUUCAACGCAUUGUCAUAUAAUGACAUCUUCAAAACCAAAAGUAUUCAACAUGAUUACAAAUACCUGAAUUCUUCAACUCCUCUAAAUAAAUGGGACAUAAUUUCUGGAUAUACGACGAGUGAAAAUGUAACAGAAAAAAAGAAGGAAUACCCACGUCGAGGAAGGGAAAAUGGUGCAAACCCGGAUCUAGAAAUUCUACUCCUUGAAGAUAGCGCAGAUAUCGAUGACUCUUGCAACAGCCUCUCGAAUGGCUGGAAAAUUUAUCUCCAGCACCCGGCAGACCUGCCCCAAUCUUCCUUAUAUUAUUAUGCAGCUAUCGCUAAACAAGUUACUUCUUUAGCCCUCAAGUUUAGUAUUCUCAAUACAUCCGAAAGCUUGAUCAACUACAAACCUGAACAGCGCCAGUGUUACUUCCCCAAGGAUCGGAACCUGAAGUACUUCGCGAUGUACACACCGGAUAACUGUCAACUGGAGUGCCUGUCUUUGUACACUUACGAAAAGUGCAAGUGUGUGUGGUUUCACAUGCCGCACGACAAUGGUUCGGAAAUAUGCACAGCCUCGCAGCAAAUGUGUGUGGAAAGUGCACAAGAUGAGUUAGCAUCGAAUAACCAGAAGUAUGGAAAAUGUAACUGUUUGCCGUCCUGCGACAGUGUUCACUAUGACGCUGAAAUUCUUAAAACAGAAUUUGAUUUACAAAAAUAUAAUAAUUCCCUUAAAAUGAUCUUUAACCGAACUUUACAAGAUAACCGCAGAAUAUCAUAUUACAGAUAUUCCCGUUUGGAAAUUUACUUCAAAGAACCCCGAUUUGUGUCAAUGCGUCGUUCUGAGCUGUUCGGACUGACGGACUUUCUGGCCAACUGCGGCGGGUUACUGGGACUGUUCCUCGGGUUCUCCUUCCUCAGCCUUGUUGAGAUGUUCUACUUCUGUACUCUAAGAUUGUGGUGUACCCUGAAAAAUGACAUGAAAAAUGAAAAGAAGAAGCUAAAGGAAAGCGUGUAUAAGAAAUAGUUAUUCCACAUAGUUAUUUCUAUAUCU
Messenger RNA from Cydia strobilella, 1728 nucleotides. RefSeq names its product pickpocket protein 28-like. The record is from RefSeq and is a predicted model, not a curated record. The transcript has 13 exons. Lineage: Eukaryota; Metazoa; Arthropoda; Insecta; Lepidoptera; Tortricidae. Gene Ontology annotation, cellular component: plasma membrane. The coding region runs from base 1 to 1701 and encodes 566 amino acids. Gene Ontology annotation, molecular function: ligand-gated sodium channel activity. Gene Ontology annotation, biological process: sodium ion transmembrane transport.